CCAAAGCCUCCCUCACUUCUCAAUCUCACAAACCCAAAAACCAAAAUGGCAAAAGCUUCUCUUUUUCUCACGCUUCUCUCAGCAGCAUGCAUAGUGGCAACAGCAACAUCAACAUCAGCAUCAAGCCCCAGCAGCUUCAUAAAAUCGUCGUGCAGCAGCACGCAGUACCCAGCCCUGUGCGUCUCCUCGCUCUCGGUCUACGCGUCGAGCAUCAAGCAGGACCCGCACGAGCUGGUCCAGACCGCACUGUCGGUGAGCCUGAACCGGACCGAGACGACGAAGGCGUUCGUGGCGAAGUGCAACCGGUUCAGGGGGUUGAAGGCGCGGGAGUACGCGGCGCUGAAGGACUGCGCGGAGGAGAUAAGCGACAGCGUGGACCGGCUGAGGCGGUCGCUGAAGGAGCUGAAGCUGUGCAAGGGCAAGGGGGAGGACUUCACGUGGCACAUCAGCAAUGUGGAGACGUGGGUCAGCUCUGCCCUCACGGACGAGUCCACGUGCGGGGAUGGCUUCGCUGGGAAGGGGCUUAAUGGUAAAAUCAAGGACUCCAUUAGGGCUAAAAUGGUAAAUGUCGCUCAGGUCACCAGCAAUGCUCUCUCCCUCAUCAACCAGUAUGCUGCCAAACACUAGCUACCAACACAAGGAAUUAAGUAACGCUCCAAAAGUUUUUAUGUUUUUUUUUUUAUUUAUUUAUUUGGUUGUUGUUGGGAAACACAUGUAGAUGUAGCUUCAGUUCUGUGUGGUGGGUUACUUUUGUGCUUUAUGUGGUGUGUGUUUGUAAGUACUAAGUAAGUCGGUCUCAAAUCUCAAUAGGAAUAUAUAUAAUAUGAUAUAUCAUAUACGGGUCUUUGUGAUGAUGCUUCUCAAGUGUGAUAUAUGAGAUCUGUUUUCUUGCUCUAGCUUA
This is a messenger RNA of Cajanus cajan (pigeon pea), 901 nucleotides long. Its product is annotated as 21 kDa protein. Gene Ontology annotation, biological process: negative regulation of catalytic activity. Gene Ontology annotation, molecular function: enzyme inhibitor activity. Lineage: Eukaryota; Viridiplantae; Streptophyta; Magnoliopsida; Fabales; Fabaceae. The record is from RefSeq and is a predicted model, not a curated record.